UAGCUCAAUAGAAGAAUAAAAAGGCACAAACUUCGCCGCCUUGUCCCAAGUAUGGAUUGUUCGACAUGCUUGUAAAUCUCGGUCAGUCGCCACACGAAAUCACUUCAAUCCACGCGAUCUGCUGUACUGUAAUUAUCACAGCUUCUGACAAGUAUUGUAUCUCGAUGUUCCACUUGACUUGAUCGAGCAUAUAAUAUAAAUACCUUGCAUCUGAGUUGACUUCUCUGUCUACUCGCUAUUGCAAUGUUCGUCGAGGUUCCUCUGUGCAUACUCGCCCUUGCUGCUUCUGCUUUCGCCUUGCCAACUGCGAGAGCAGGCGUUAUUCAAAGUCGACAAGCGAUCACCGCUCUUUCUACUGCUCAAAUCGAGUCUUACAAGCCGUACACGUUCUACGCGAGCACCGGAUACUGUUCUCCAAGCACGACGAUCAAUUGGUCUUGUGGUGCAAACUGCCAGGCGAAUCCCAGCUUUAUUCCUGUCGCGUCAGGGGGCGACGGCGACGGCGUGCAGUUCUGGUUUGUUGGCUACGACCCAACUUUGAAGAGUGUAAUAGUCUCUCAUCAAGGCACUGAUGCAUCAGAGAUUCUCUCCGUCAUCACGGACGCCGAGUUCGAACUUGAGGCAGUCGAUUCCACUUUAUUCCCCGGAGUCAGCUCAAGCGUAGAGGUUCAUGACGGGUUUGGAAAGGAACAGGCGCAGACUGCGACUGCUGUUUUAGCAGCUGUGCAACAAGCUAUGUCUGCUCAUUCUACUACAGCGGUCACUACCACAGGACACUCAUUAGGAGCCGCGAUUUCCCUUCUUGAUGCUCUCUAUCUCACCAUACAACUACCUUCCGCUUCCGUGAACUUCAUUGGAUAUGGUUUGCCUCGCGUCGGAAACCAAGCGUUCGCAAAUCUCAUUGACUCAAAAUUACCAAACCUAUCUCAUAUAAAUAACAAAGAAGAUCCAGUCCCAAUUUUGCCUGGUGAAUUCUUAGGGUUUGUUCAUCCAUCGGGCGAGAAGCAUAUCAUGGACGAUAAUUCGUGGGUUGCUUGUCCAGGGCAAGACAACGACAGUGACGAAUGUACCACAGGCGACGUACCGACUAUCUUCAGCGGAGACACCAGUGACCAUGAUGGCCCGUAUGAUGGUGUUGAGAUGGGGUGUUAAAAUAUUCUCAUACCGUAAGGGUUUCUGGCAGCAGGAUAGGAUAGGAUAGGAUAGUUAAAUUAUACUGGCGAGGUCCGAUUCCCGAACGACCAGUUUACCAUACUGUACAAUCUCUACUUAGAUUACAGUAUUGGAACACACAUUUCUAAUACGGGGGGGCGAUAAUGCCACUCUCAC
This is a messenger RNA of Lentinula edodes (shiitake mushroom), 1329 nucleotides long. RefSeq names its product lipase. Bases 244 to 1152 code for a protein of 302 amino acids. The transcript is spliced from 11 exons. The record is from RefSeq and is a predicted model, not a curated record. Gene Ontology annotation, biological process: lipid metabolic process. NCBI's taxonomy places the organism in Eukaryota, Fungi, Basidiomycota, Agaricomycetes, Agaricales, Omphalotaceae.